AUGACGUAGUGACAGCCUCAGUCGCGGUUAGCCUUUAGGCUAACAGGCCUAUGUUUUUCGUCUGGUCAAGACUGCAACCCAACAAAUGAGAACAAAUUGAGGUGUUGCUUAAAAUAUAUAUUCUUAGACAAAGAGCAACCGUCUGAGUGGCUGUCAUCAUGUCAGAGGAGCAGACGGUGUCUCUGGUCGAUGUUCUGCAAGAAGAUGAGGAGCUGGAGGAAGAAGCUUCGGCUGUGUUAGGAGGCAGUGACUCUGAAUGCUGCUCAUACCCUCAGGGUUAUGUGAAACGUCAGGCGGUCUAUGCCUGUGACACGUGUACAUCAAAGGGAGGAGAGGCUGCAGGAAUUUGUUUAGCCUGUUCAUACAAAUGUCAUGAAGGUCACGACCUCUUUGAGCUCUACACCAAGAGGAACUUCCGUUGUGACUGUGGAAACGGGAAGUUUGUGGAACUACACUGCAAACUUCAUCCUGACAAGGAUGAUGUCAACAGUGGGAAUAAAUACAGCCAUAAUUUUUUUGGACUGUAUUGUACGUGCAACCGACCCUAUCCGGAUCCUGAAGAUCAGGUGCAGGAUGAGAUGAUUCAGUGUGUGGUGUGUGAGGACUGGUUUCACAGCAGGCACCUUGGCUGUGCCGUGCCUGACUGUGUGGAGCUGCAGGAGAUGAUCUGUGAUUCAUGUAUGAAGCAGCACCCUGUCCUGUGGACGUACGCUGCUCUCCUGACAGUUCCAGUGGUUGAAUCUGAGGUGAACAAGGAAAAAGGCACUGAUGACGUGAUGGACAGCAAAGAUGAGGAGUGUGACGGUCCAAGCUGUAAGCGAAUUCGCCAAGAGGAGGAACCUGUCUGCAGGCUUAAGAAGCUGCAAAGUAAUGGUCAAAAAGGGGUGCAGUCCGGUGCCGUAUUUUGGCCGCCAGGCUGGAGAUCCAAACUGUGCUCCUGCACCACCUGCCAGAAAUGUUUGGCGGAAGACGGUCUGUCCUUCCUGCUGGACGAGUCUGACACCGUGCUGGCAUAUGAGAACAAAGGAAAGACCAGCGAAGAGGCGCAGCGGGGUCGUGACCCCCUGAUGUCUGUGCUGGACAAUCUGAACAGAGUGCAACAGCUGGAAAUCAUUCAUGGGUACAACGACAUGAAAACUGAGCUGAAGGACUUCCUGCAGAGGUUUGCAGCAGAAGGAAAGGUUGUUUCUCCUGAUGACAUCAAAGGCUUCUUUGACCAGCAGCAGCAGAGUCGCAAAAGACGACACCUGAAUCCAGGACAGUUCUACUGCAGCUGAUGACCUCUGACCGCUUGACCAAGAGACCCACACAGCUGGUCCUCUGAGUGUCCCAUCACCUGCAGCUGAUAGACAUUUAUCAUGACGGUUUAAAAAAACACACACACGUAUAUAUAUAUAUAUAUAUAUAUAUACGUGUGUGUGUAUGUAGGG
Thalassophryne amazonica is the source of this 1430-nucleotide messenger RNA. RefSeq names its product ubiquitin protein ligase E3 component n-recognin 7 (gene ubr7). Gene Ontology annotation, molecular function: zinc ion binding; ubiquitin protein ligase activity. Bases 159 to 1277 code for a protein of 372 amino acids. The record is from RefSeq and is a predicted model, not a curated record. Gene Ontology annotation, cellular component: cytoplasm. The transcript has 12 exons. NCBI's taxonomy places the organism in Eukaryota, Metazoa, Chordata, Actinopteri, Batrachoidiformes, Batrachoididae.